Vicia villosa (hairy vetch) is the source of this 1121-nucleotide messenger RNA. RefSeq names its product transcription factor bHLH47-like. NCBI's taxonomy places the organism in Eukaryota, Viridiplantae, Streptophyta, Magnoliopsida, Fabales, Fabaceae. The transcript has 5 exons. Gene Ontology annotation, molecular function: protein dimerization activity. Bases 196 to 876 code for a protein of 226 amino acids. The record is from RefSeq and is a predicted model, not a curated record.
UUAAUCACAAACCAAUCCUCUUUUCUCUCUCUUCUGCCCUAAUUUUAAUUUUCACACAAUUAUAACUGUUUCACUCUCAUUCCUCGACUCCAAGUUCUUCAACCGUGAUUCACCGUUCAACAUAUUCGAAUUCCAUUCCUUCCGAUUCGUCUUUCUGUGGGAAAUUGUUGCUGGAAGAAUUGUGGUUUUGUUGAUAUGGGAUCAGAGAGUAUUGCUCCGAUGGCUGAGACAUCAAAAAACAGGUCUUCUCCUUGUAAAAUGAACCAAGGGAAAGUCCCCAAGAGAAUUCACAAGGCUGAAAGAGAGAAAAUGAAACGUGAACACUUGAACGAACUCUUUCUUGAUCUUGCCAAUGCUCUUGAUCUCAAUGAUCCAAACAGUGGAAAGGCUUCUAUAUUGUCUGAAGCUUCUAAGCUGCUAAAGGACUUGCUCUGUCAGAUUCAGUCUCUCAAGAAGGAGAACGUCACUUUGUUGUCUGAAUCUCAAUAUGUGAGUGUGGAGAAAAAUGAACUGAAGGAAGAGAAUAGUAGCCUAGAAACUCAAAUCGAGAAGCUUCAAGGAGAGAUAAAGGCAAGGAUAGCUCAUUCUAAACCUGACCUGAAUGCACCUCCUCAAAUGGAGCUUGAGCUGCCAGAGCAGACAAAAUUUGCAGGAUAUGGUCUCCAAAUGCCUACCGUAGAACCUUCAUUGCAGCAAGGACCUACUGUUGUGGUUGUUCCUUUUCGUCCUGAUCUUCAAGCUGCUUUUCCAGCCCCUAACGUUACGGAUCUCAUGCCAAACCCUACACCUGUCAUCAGUAAACCACAUGCUAGAUAUCCCACACCAGCAGAUUCGUGGCCAUUGCAACUGCUUGGAGAGCAACCAACUUCUAAUUAAACUUGUUAAUUUGUAGAGCUCUAGUUUCAGUAUUGGUAUAAUCAGCCAACUACCUUUCCUAAUUGCAAUACUGCACUGGAGCUGUGUAUAAAUUAUAGAUGUUCAAUUAUCUUAGAAAAAUUUACUCAAUUCUCUGUGUCUUAGUUAUGAUUUAAGUUAGGUCAUCUUUAACAUUGUCUUCCAUUGGCUGAACUGAAGGAUGCCGACAACAUUUACAAUAGUCAAUGAUCUUGGCCGUCGGUGAA